Messenger RNA from Raphanus sativus (radish), 2394 nucleotides. RefSeq lists its product as uncharacterized. Lineage: Eukaryota; Viridiplantae; Streptophyta; Magnoliopsida; Brassicales; Brassicaceae. Bases 1 to 2394 code for a protein of 797 amino acids. Gene Ontology annotation, biological process: proteolysis. The transcript has 5 exons. The record is from RefSeq and is a predicted model, not a curated record. Gene Ontology annotation, molecular function: aspartic-type endopeptidase activity.
AUGGCUCACCAUCAGAACCAGAAUCAAGAUGGAGAGAUCCAUUUGGGAGCUGCCCAAGAGGGAAAUGGCUUGCUCAACACCAUAGAGAACAACAAGUAUCAUGGCCUUGCUGCUGAAGAUCCAUAUGAUCACUUGUAUAAGAUCAAUGGUGUUUCUGAAGAUGCCUUCAAGCUCAAGUUGUUCCCUUUUUCCUUCGGAGAUAAAGCACACCAAUGGGAGAGGACUCUCCCAAGUGACUCCAUCAACACUUGGGAUGACUGCAAGAGAGCUUUCUUAGAGAAGUUCUUCUCCACCUCCCGGACAGCUAAGUUAAGGAAUGAAAUUUCCUCUUUCCAUCAGAAGAACCUUGAGAGCUUUAGUGAAGCAUGGGAGAGAUUCAAUGACUACCAGGCUAAGUGUCCACACCAUGGUUUCACUAAGGAAAACUUGUUGAGUACAUUCUACAGGGGAGCUCUACCUGAGUACAGAGCAAGAUUGGACACCGCAAGCAAUGGAUUCUUCUUAGGUCGAUCUGAAGAGGAAGCAGAGGCACUGGUUGAAAACAUGGUGAAGAGUGACUCAGUCUACAGUGGGGAGCAUGACAGAGCCAACAGAGGUGAUGAUCCGCAGCUACGAAAAGACAUGAAAUCUCUUCAAGAGAAGAUGGAUAUUCUCAUCUCAGAAAAGGCUAAACAGGAACAAAUGAACUUUGUUGGUAAUCCACACCAAGAAACACCUCAUGUGGUUAAUGAAGUGGAUGGGUUAGAAGGUCAAGAGGAGUUAUGCUUCAUCAACAACAAUGGUGAUUACCAGCCUAGGAACAACCAGCAAGGAAGCCAUCAACCUCAGCAAAACCCUCCUCCUGGUUUCUCCAACAAAGGAAACCAGUCUACUCAAGCCCAAGGAAGUUCUUCUCAACAUCAGGCUCAAGACACAAGUGUGGAAUUAAUGUUCAAGCAACUACUUGAAGCUCAGUCAAGAAAGGUAGAUGAGAUUGAGAAGCUAGUGUUUGGGACUGAGCUUGGGAAAGUUGAGAAAUUGGUUGUAGCAACAGCUGAAGCACAGAUGGUGGAUAAAGCUAUGGAAAUGGUUCAUGUACAAGCUGAAAGAAAAGUUAAAACAACGAAUCUGCAGAGAGCUGAGCCUAGGAUUGAGAAACCAGUUGAGAGGAGAGCUGACCAGAAGCUGAAAGAGGUGAAGCAAGAAGACAUUGAGGUUGAGCUGUCACCUUAUGACAAGGUCCCUUUUCCACAAAGAGUCCUCACCAAAGCUCAGAAGAAAGUGCUCUCCAAGUUCAGGAAAGAUCUUUGUGAUGUUGGGGUCAGGCUCCUAGAAAUCUCCGGUAUGCGUGAAGCUCAUGUCCAAAUGAUGCUCAUCAAGGACAUUCUAGACCACCAAGAAGAAGUGGCCGAGCUUUUGGACAUAUCCAUUUUGAAGAUUGAUCCACCAGUACCACCAAAGUCUCUUCCUAAGCUUGAAGACGAAGGGAAGUUCACCUUACCUUGCUCACUUGGUGAAUUCACACUUGAUGAUGCUCUUGUUGAUUCUGGUGCAAGUGUGAAUGUGAUCUCAUUGGAGAUGGUGAAGAGCUUGGGGGUUCAGAAUAUGGAGACUAAUACUUCUUCACUCAUGUUUGGGGAUUCUUCUUCUACAACCCCAAUAGGUCUCAUCAAGGACUUUCCUCUGAAGAUUGGAGCAUGCACCAUUCCCAUAGACCUCACUGUUUUGGAUAUGAUGACUAAGAGGAGAGUGCCAUUGAUCUUGGGUACACCCUUCCUUGCUACUGUGGGUGCUUGCAUCGAUUUUCCUAACAAGAGGGUGAUCCUUCAAAAUGUCAACAAAGCUGUCUCCUACCCAAUUCAGUCUCCAAUGAGGAAUGUUGAGUAUUGUGGAACCAUCACUUGUGGAGAACCUUCCAUUGAGAAGAUCAAGGAUGAAGUGGUUGUUAGUGGAAAAGAAGGUUUUGAUGGAGAGUCCUCUAAAGAGAUGUGUGAUGAGCACUUGGAACGUGCUAAAAUGGAGGAGGUGUGUAGAGCCAUAAAGGCUACUCAUGACAAGAAGAAGAUGAUGAAAGAAACUCACCCUCCACCUCUUGAUAUGAUGCCACACACUCUCACUCUUCACCCAAUGAAGCUCAAGGAUGGAGCUAUUGAGUACAAGAUCAAAUGCAAGGGAAAGUCUACACCAUUCUCAAGUGCAAAGGCCAUCAUCACUCCACAGUUCCAGGAUGAUCCAAUCAAGCUUCAAGAGCUUCUCUCUCAAGUUGAGUAUAGCACUAGAGGAGAGAAGAAAGACGGUGAAGCACACAAGUCUUAUGGUAGACAUCCCGUAGCAGUCUCCUCUAGUCGCUAUGAAUCAUGCCAGCUCCUUGCAGAAGCCCUAGACACCCACUGCCAUACUCCAAUCUCCACUUGA